AGGAGGAAGGAGGCAACAAGCGAGCCGGAGAUCGCAGGCUAGGAGGACGCAGCUCUCCAGCGCCCCGGUUGGAGCCGGGCGGUCUUUUGUCUGGAGCCCAACGGCGGCGGCUGCGCCUGCUCGCCCGGCGGGGGACCCGGGAAGGCACCUGCGAAGAGCCUCAACCCGGGUGUUGGGGGAAAAAAGGGGCGUCCCCGACGCGUAUCUGGCCAGCUGCGGCGCAAAAGCCCCCCCAAACCGCUCGACACAUUGUUUUUUUUUUCCCAGAAAGAGACUAGAGGGAAUCGACCGUUAAGGUGGACUGGCUCUUUUAAGGUGGCGCGUGUUUUUUCAAGGUGGAUUUGACAUCCAGAAAAAGACAGUCGAUGGACGAAGCCCAGCUGGGAAUUCAGAGCCAGAAAUUUAGCAGGCGAGAAUUGGACAGGCGAGAAGAGCCAAAGAAGGACUUAAAAGACAUGGAAACUGUUGGGAAAUUUGAAUUCAGCCGGAAAGACCUGAUCGGCCAUGGAGCUUUUGCGGUGGUUUUCAAAGGGAGACACAAAGAGAAACCUGAACUAGAGGUUGCAAUCAAAUGCAUUAACAAGAAAAACCUGGCAAAAUCCCAAACCCUCUUGGGGAAGGAGAUUAAAAUACUCAAGGAACUGAAACAUGAAAACAUAGUGGCCUUGUAUGAUUUCCAGCUUCCUCAGCACCUCUACGUGAGGCAACUCCACCAAAGCCACAAGAUAGAGGAAGACAGAGAAGGGUUCUCCCUUCUCCGGCAUCAUCUACCCUACUGCCUUGGGACACCGGACCUCGAGAACGACCACGUCCACAGGCCAUGA
Molecule: messenger RNA, 824 nt
Organism: Sphaerodactylus townsendi
Lineage: Eukaryota; Metazoa; Chordata; Lepidosauria; Squamata; Sphaerodactylidae
Product: calcium/calmodulin-dependent protein kinase type 1-like
Exons: 6
Coding region: 366-824 (152 amino acids)
Biological process (GO): axon extension; protein autophosphorylation; autophagy
Cellular component (GO): cytoplasm; autophagosome
Molecular function (GO): protein serine/threonine kinase activity; ATP binding
Source: RefSeq, a predicted model, not a curated record